Messenger RNA from Gopherus flavomarginatus (Mexican gopher tortoise), 795 nucleotides. Its product is annotated as chymotrypsinogen A-like. The record is from RefSeq and is a predicted model, not a curated record. Gene Ontology annotation, molecular function: serine-type endopeptidase activity. Gene Ontology annotation, biological process: proteolysis. NCBI's taxonomy places the organism in Eukaryota, Metazoa, Chordata, Testudines, Testudinidae. The coding region runs from base 1 to 795 and encodes 264 amino acids. The transcript has 7 exons.
AUGGCUGCUCUGUGGCUGCUCUCCUGCCUGGCGCUCCUCGGCGCGGCUCAUGGCUGUGGUGUGCAGGAAAUCCAGCCCAUCAUCAGCAGCUACGCCCGCAUUGUGAAUGGUGAGGAGGCGGUUCCGGGCUCCUGGCCCUGGCAGGUCUCCCUGCAGUCGGCGACAAACAGCUGGCACUUCUGUGGCGGCUCCCUGGUCAGCCAGCGCUGGGUGGUGACAGCUGCACACUGUGGAGUGACAAAAUCCAACGUGGUGGUGCUCGGGGAACACGACCGCAGCUCCUCCCAAGAGAAAGUGCAGAAACUGGCCAUCCAGCAGGUUUUCACCCACCCGCAGUAUGACUCCAGCACUGUCAAUAAUGACAUCGCGCUCAUCAAGCUGGCCACGGCGGCGGUGCUGGGCAGCACUGUGGCCCCGGUGUGCUUGGCAGCUGCCGGGGAGCAGUACCAGAGCAGACAGCGCUGCGUCACCAGCGGCUGGGGCAAGACCCGCUACAACGCUUUAAGCACCCCAAGCAAACUGCAGCAGACGGUGCUGCCCCUGCUGACUAACCAGGAGUGUAAAAACUACUGGGAUGGCAACAUCCUGGACUCAAUGAUCUGCGCUGGAGCAGCCGGCUCCUCCUCCUGCAUGGGUGACUCUGGUGGCCCCCUUGUUUGCAAGGAGAACGGAGUCUGGAAUCUGGUGGGCAUCGUGUCCUGGGGUAGCAGCAACUGUGCCACCACCUCGCCAGGUGUCUAUGCCCGUGUGAGCCUGCUACGCCCAUGGAUUAACAGCAUCAUGGCCAACAACUGA